Ilex paraguariensis (yerba mate) is the source of this 888-nucleotide messenger RNA. NCBI's taxonomy places the organism in Eukaryota, Viridiplantae, Streptophyta, Magnoliopsida, Aquifoliales, Aquifoliaceae. The record is from the annotation of a GenBank genome assembly.
AUGCUUCGGGAAUGUAUAGAUGAUUUGUUCAUUCUUCUUUACAUUCUCAGCCUCAAUUGCAGUGGCCUACCAUUCAGUCAUGGGAAUUUGAUUGAAAAUAAAGGUUUGGCUGUUGGAGAGGAGAUAUGGAAGGAAACUCUACCAUUACAAAUGGGCUCCCGCCUUAACCAACUGCAAGGGCUUAAAUCUCAUACGUGGUAUGAAGUGAGGAUAUCAUAUCCAGCUUCUAUACCUGCUAGCUUUACUAUACGACUGAAGAGAGGCAAUUCAGAACUGGGGCUGAACUGGCAAAGAAAAUUACUCGACACUGAAAAGUUAAUUUUCAAGAGUGAUGACCUGGAUUUGCUUACCAACCAGGGUGGAAUGCAUGACCUGGUGACUGUGGAACCUGAGGGGGUUGUUGCAAUACCAAAUGGACAAGAAAGAGAAUAUGUCAUCUAUAAUAUAGUUUGCGACGAACUAUCAUUAGGCAUCCCUCACAAAGCCUGGUGGGUUGUAAUCUUGGUAUUACUUUGCUUGGGACUGGCAUUUGUGAUCCCACAUCUUUUCUUCCUUCGUAUCGGCUACAAACAGAUCAAAGCUCACAAACAUCUGAUCCGAUAAGUUACAAGGAUUCAUAGCCUUUAUUCUCUCUUGCUGCCAAAUUCAUAGCAUUUUGCGCAUGCCAUUGGUGUUGACCAGUAGGAGUUAUAAUCGAGAUUGGAGCUACAUGAUUCUUUAACCAUUGUUUUAGUUUUGAUCUCCAUGUUCUGAUGGUCUUUAAGAAAGAAGAUUAGAGGUACACACUAAUGCUUGACAAUAUAUAGUACAGGCAGUUUUUACGCCUUCUGGGGCUUAUGGUUGUAAAUUUCUUCUCGAUUAUUUCUUGGUCUUCUAGUUCUUCAUUGG